This is a messenger RNA of Ceutorhynchus assimilis (cabbage seed weevil), 582 nucleotides long. Lineage: Eukaryota; Metazoa; Arthropoda; Insecta; Coleoptera; Curculionidae. The record is from the annotation of a GenBank genome assembly.
AUGGAAGAUCAGCAGAAAACAUUGAUCCGUGUUAACAAGCCUAAAACGGACACAAAAGCUGAUCAACCGCAUCAUAGCUUGCAAGAACCAGCUGCAGGUGAGCCUAUCAAAAAUAAGGAUGUAUCUUUAUCACUUUUAGAAGUUCAAACCAAAAAAAAACUUGAUCAAUAUAUAAAUUUAGCGGGUCCAGUUCAAGUAGCUACAGGUUCUCCACUUACAACCAGAGAACCACCUACAAAAGAUGUACGGGGCAAUAACAUCCAGCAUAGAGGCAUUAUUCUAGGAACCAACAACACCGCAAAUAACCACCAAUUAAAAGCGGUGCCUAGAAAAUCAUCAUCAAUUUCUACCACUAAAAUACAUAUCACUAGAUUGGAUCCUUUUACAACUGCCAGUGAUCUAGAAGACUAUAUAAAGAUCAUCUUCAAUGUUAAUCUAAGGGUAGAAAAACUGACUUUCCGCUAUCCAGACUCAUACAGUUCCUUUAGGAUGGCUGUUCCCAAACCGUUGGUUAAGGAUAUGCUAGCACCUGAAAACUGGUUGGAAGGUGUUGGGUUUGUUUCCUAUAAGGAAGAAACUUGA